This is a messenger RNA of Gambusia affinis (western mosquitofish), 5608 nucleotides long. It is a transcript of the gene atp2a2a, whose product is annotated as ATPase sarcoplasmic/endoplasmic reticulum Ca2+ transporting 2a. The transcript has 20 exons. Gene Ontology annotation, biological process: intracellular calcium ion homeostasis; calcium ion transmembrane transport. The record is from RefSeq and is a predicted model, not a curated record. Gene Ontology annotation, molecular function: ATP hydrolysis activity; P-type calcium transporter activity; ATP binding. Lineage: Eukaryota; Metazoa; Chordata; Actinopteri; Cyprinodontiformes; Poeciliidae. Bases 572 to 3697 code for a protein of 1041 amino acids. Gene Ontology annotation, cellular component: membrane.
CACAAUAUUCCAGCCUCGCGCUUCCCAGCGACUUCCUGGGUUCUUUCAUCUGCCCCUGGUUUGAACGCAGCUGCCAGCUUUCCUCCAAUGAUAGGAGUCCACAUGCAGCACGGGGAAGAGAGGCAGCACACAGGCGCUUCGCUUUCAUAAAAGCAGACUGAGAGGACCGAGUGGAAGCACAGAGAGCUGCGCCACGGUGAGUCAGGAAACGGCACCGGGAGGACUGGACCGAAUGCAGUCCCGAACUCCGAGCACUGCCGCAGACACGUCCCCACCAACAGCGGAGACCAGCGGAGCCUCGCACUAACCUUCACCCGGACAAGAAGGAGAAGUUCGGCUCACUUUUGCUAGAAAAAAAAAAAAGGAAAGAAAGACAGAAACCGUCAUUCGCGUGCAGAUAAUCUUAACAGGGGGCCAGAGGAACACUGCCGACGGUAGCUAACCGAGAGUGAAUGUACGGCUCUCAGUUGGCACACUCAUUAUUCCUCCGAAAAAUACUGACAGCUUUCAAGAGCCACCGGGUCUCCUCAGACUAAUUCAGGUGAAGCUCAGUGGAAAGGAGCCGUCCGCCAUGGAGAACUCUCACACGAAGACUGUGGAAGAAGUUUACAGUUAUUUCUGUGUUAAUGAGAGCACAGGACUUCCUCUGGACGAGGUGAAGCGGCAGAAGGAGAAAUGGGGCCUAAACGAGUUACCCGCAGAAGAAGGGAAAUCUUUAUGGGAACUCGUCCUGGAACAGUUUGAAGAUCUGCUCGUUCGAAUCCUCCUCUUAGCUGCGUGCAUAUCUUUUGUCCUGGCUUGGUUCGAGGAGGGAGAAGAAACAAUCACAGCGUUUGUGGAGCCUUUUGUAAUUUUACUUAUUCUCAUCGCCAACGCCAUCGUGGGAGUGUGGCAGGAACGCAAUGCCGAGGACGCCAUCGAGGCUCUGAAAGAGUACGAGCCAGAGAUGGGGAAGGUGUACCGGCAGGACAGGAAGACCGUGCAGAGGAUCAAGGCCAGAGAGAUUGUACCGGGCGACAUUGUGGAAGUGGCUGUUGGAGACAAAGUGCCUGCCGACAUCCGCAUCUGUUCAAUCAAGUCAACGACUCUGAGGGUAGACCAGUCCAUCCUGACAGGUGAAUCUGUGUCUGUCAUCAAGCACACCGACCCCGUCCCGGACCCUCGAGCCGUCAAUCAAGACAAAAAGAACAUGCUCUUCUCUGGCACCAACAUCGCCGCCGGGAAAGCUGUGGGCGUUGUCGUGGCCACGGGCGUCAACACGGAGAUCGGGAAGAUCCGCGACGAGAUGGCGGCCACGGAGCAGGAGAAGACACCGCUGCAGCAGAAACUGGACGAGUUCGGCCAGCAGCUAUCCAAGGUCAUCUCCCUCAUCUGCAUCGCCGUGUGGAUCAUCAACAUUGGCCACUUCAACGACCCCGUCCACGGCGGCUCCUGGAUCCGCGGGGCGGUCUACUACUUCAAGAUCGCCGUGGCGCUGGCCGUCGCUGCCAUCCCUGAGGGCCUCCCCGCCGUGAUCACCACCUGCCUCGCCCUGGGCACCCGCCGCAUGGCCAAGAAGAACGCCAUCGUCCGCAGCCUGCCCUCUGUGGAGACCCUGGGUUGCACCUCCGUCAUCUGUUCGGACAAAACCGGCACUUUGACCACCAACCAGAUGUCUGUCUGCAGGAUGUUCGUACUCAACAAAGCAGAAGGAGAAAGCUGCUCUCUGUCAGAAUUCACCAUCACAGGUUCAACCUACGCACCUGAAGGAGAAGUUUACCAAGAUGGCAAACUAGUGACAUGCUCCCAGUAUGAGGCUCUGGUGGAACUGGCCACCAUCUGUGCGCUGUGUAAUGACUCCUCUCUGGACUUCAAUGAGGUGAAGGGUGUGUACGAGAAGGUGGGCGAGGCCACAGAGACGGCGCUGACCUGUCUGGUGGAGAAGAUGAACGUCUUCGACACAGAAGUCCACAACUUGUCCAAGAUCGACAGAGCCAACGCUUGCAACUCGGUGAUCAAACAGCUGAUGAGGAAGGAGUGCACCCUCGAGUUCUCCCGGGACAGAAAGUCCAUGUCCGUCUACUGCACCCCCAACAAGUCCCGCUCCACCGUCGGCAAGAUGUUCGUGAAGGGGGCCCCGGAGGGUGUCAUCGACAGAUGCACUCAUGUCCGAGUGGGCAACUCUAAAGUCCCCCUCACUCAAGGCAUCAAGGAAAAGAUCAUGUCUGUUAUUCGCGAGUAUGGGACAGGUCGGGACAUGCUGAGGUGUCUGGCUCUGGCCACACGAGACAGCCCCCCUAAAACAGAGGACAUGGUCCUGUCCGACGCCACAAAAUUCUCAGAGUAUGAGUCCGACCUCACUUUCGUCGGCUGUGUGGGCAUGUUGGACCCGCCCAGGCAGGAGGUGGCCGCCUCCAUCAAGCUGUGCCGCCAGGCCGGCAUCCGGGUCAUCAUGAUCACGGGGGACAACAAGGGCACAGCCGUGGCCAUUUGCCGGCGCAUCGGCAUCCUGACGGACGACGACGACAUAGAGCACAUGGCCUUCACCGGGCGGGAGUUUGACGAACUGUCCCCCUACGCCCAGCGGGAGGCCGUGACCAAGGCUCGGUGCUUCGCCCGCGUCGAGCCCUCCCACAAGUCCAAGAUUGUCGAGUUCCUGCAAGGAUUCGAUGAAAUAACCGCCAUGACGGGCGAUGGAGUGAAUGACGCACCCGCUCUGAAGAAGGCAGAGAUCGGCAUCGCCAUGGGGUCCGGCACGGCCGUGGCCAAGUCGGCCUCAGAGAUGGUCCUGGCAGACGACAACUUCUCCUCCAUAGUGGCUGCUGUGGAAGAGGGCCGAGCCAUCUACAACAACAUGAAGCAGUUUAUCAGAUACCUUAUCUCCUCCAACGUGGGUGAGGUUGUCUGCAUCUUCCUGACCGCCGCUCUGGGUUUCCCUGAGGCUCUGAUCCCAGUUCAGCUGCUGUGGGUCAAUCUGGUGACAGACGGGCUCCCCGCCACCGCGCUGGGCUUCAACCCCCCGGAUCUGGACAUCAUGGAGAAGCCGCCCCGUAACGCCAAGGAGCCGCUGAUCUCUGGCUGGCUCUUCUUCAGAUACCUGGCUAUUGGAGGUUAUGUGGGCGCUGCCACUGUGGGAGCUGCUGCCUGGUGGUUUACAGUCUCAGAGGACGGCCCACAGCUCACUCUCUACCAGCUGAGCCACUUCCUGCAGUGCAGCCCUGACAACCCCGAUUUCGAAGGCUUGGACUGCCACGUGUUCGAGUCGCCGUAUCCGAUGACCAUGGCUCUCUCCGUGCUCGUCACCAUCGAGAUGUGCAACGCCCUGAACAGUCUGUCAGAGAACCAGUCCCUGCUGCGGAUGCCUCCCUGGGAGAACAUUUGGCUGCUGGGGGCCAUCUGUCUCUCCAUGUCCCUCCACUUCCUCAUCCUCUACGUGGAGCCUCUUCCCGUCAUCUUCCAGAUCACCCCUCUGGACACCACCCAGUGGAUGAUGGUGCUGAAGAUCUCUCUUCCUGUCAUCCUGCUGGACGAGCUGCUGAAGUUCGCCGCCCGGAACUACCUGGAGCUGGGUAAACAGCUGGAGAAGCCGCCCCGGGGAGGCUGCCCCCUGUCUGCAUGCGCUGAAGGCGUUUCCUGGCCCUUCGUGGCCGUGGCCCUGCCCCUGCUGCUGUGGAUCUACAGCACAGACACUAACGUGUCCGCCAUGUUGUGGCCCUGACUGAUUCCGGCACACUACCCCUCCUGCACACCAGUGUGAAGUGGACGUUAACACACACCUAACAGUUACAUUAACUCUGAAUAACUCAUCGUAGACAUCUGCACCUGCUCUGACCACUGUCAAAUAUGUUCUACUUACAUUUCCACUGAUACAUUUAUUAUUAUUUUUUUUUUUCACGGGGAGAGGGGUUGGUAUUUAGUCAUAUUUUAAUGACUGAUAUUACAUCUGUUAUUUUCCUACUAAGCUUCUCACAUCUUCGAGCGCCAUAGUGACCAGUUAGAUGAAGAUGUUGGAUCUUUGUGUUUUAGCUGUACAGAGAAUUUACACUAUUUUCUAUUAAUGUUUUGUAAUUUUUAGGAAGGGAACAAAGAGUCUUGGUGUGUGAAGAGGACGUGUGAUUGUAACACCUGAAAAGUGCAGAGCUGAAAGGAGGGGAAAGUCUUGCAAUAUAUGAAUCUCAGUUAUUAUUGAACUCUGUACACCUUCAUUAUUUUUCUGCACCAGGCAGAGUGCAGCUACCUCAAUGCUGUUAUUAUGACCAGAAGUACCCAUUUAGUCUAAACACCAUUUCAAAGGUUAUCACUAAAAGUGUUGAGGUUCGUACCACUUUGUUUUGCGGCGCACAUGCUCACACAUCUUAAUCUUUUUUCAUAAUAUAUAUAUAUAUAUAUAUGUUUAAAUUUAUUUUUCUGUUCUAUUUUAUGGGGAAAAGGACAAAAAUGUGUUACAAGUUUAUUACACAGCAACUUUUGAUACAGCCUGUUGUUAAAUAUACAGACGCAGACAAUAUAGUUGGUAUCCAUGGUAAAGAUGUUUAAAGGGGCAGUAUGAUGUGAAAUCAACUUUAUGUUACAAUAUUAUUCAAAAACACACCUGGAGUGUUGCUUUAAUUCUUUCAUGCAUGUUUGAGGAAUACUUUAAUCUCCCGUGGCAACCACUCUGGUUUGCAAAAUGCCUAGUCUCAUCUCGGCUCCUUCAGACUAGCCAGCAGCAAUUAGCAAACACCUGGCAGAACUGCACAUCUGCUGAGCUCAUCAUAGGAGCAACUUCUCAGUGCAGCACUGAAAAAAAAUGUUAAGGGGUUCAUAAAGGGUUUAAUAGAGAAAGAUUGUUAUCAUGACUUCCUGAAUUCGUAGUGCCGGAACGAGCUGGAGCUUCUUAAAGAGACACAGGCCCAUUUUCAAGGUGCUAAUUGGCUAAGUCAAAUUUUGUGAAAUGUCAUUCCUAUGAAAUGAUGCUGUAUGUCUGGAAAGUAUUUAACACUGCCCCUUUGAAAAGCCUUAAAAUGAAUUCAUUUCAUUUGAGUACAUUUAUUCAGUGGGAUAUCAUGUUAAGAAAUAUUUUUGGGCGAAGUUCCGCCUACCAACCCCUUCAGAAUAAAUUUAUCUGAGGCAUUCUUUUAAUUUACACUUGAUGUGUUUUUAGUUUUGUAAAUAAAUUAAUAAGAGGUGCACCGAUUUGCAGUUUUUUGGCCAAUCAGUGAUCUUUAAAAAGACCGGCCUGAUGGUGAUGGUUUUGGCUGAUACCAAUUUUUUUUCGGCAUUGUUGCUAAAUAUUGCGACACAGUGAUGUAUUUCUUUUAGCCAAUAGGCUGGAUGAGGCUACUUGCUUUGACUGGCCACCACAAACGGUGAGCUGGAUGGUUAAGAGCUAACAGGUGGGAUGUUGAAGUUGUGUGCGGCCCGGCGGGGUCACACUGACCCCACGUACGCUUUUACAAACAUUUCUCUUUUUUGCGUCGUUUUGGGAACUGACAGCCCGACCGUGACAUCUGCCACACUCCUCCUGAGCGUUGCGCUAAGACCGCAGGAGCGUUAAAGAACUUCCUGCUGAACAAAUGUACUCAAAUUAAAGGUUAGAAUUUUCAAAAAUGCCCAACACCUCCCACAUUGCUUCAGUAAACGUUACAUU